Molecule: messenger RNA, 5969 nt
Organism: Notothenia coriiceps (black rockcod)
Lineage: Eukaryota; Metazoa; Chordata; Actinopteri; Perciformes; Nototheniidae
Gene: ube3a
Product: ubiquitin protein ligase E3A
Exons: 11
Coding region: 202-2943 (913 amino acids)
Biological process (GO): ubiquitin-dependent protein catabolic process; protein polyubiquitination
Molecular function (GO): ubiquitin protein ligase activity
Source: RefSeq, a predicted model, not a curated record
GGUUUAUGGAGAAGUCAAGAUGGCUGUGAACCUCAGGCAGAGCAAAGAGCCUGCUGUACGAAGGCCGUUAAUGAAGUUUUGAAUAAAAUAUCCCGUUUAGACUCAAACCAACGUGCUAUUGAAGGUGUAACCAUCCCGUGGAGGACUUGAUACAAACACAGACAGCAACAGGAUAAGAAACAACUGAGGAUAAAGUGUCGUAUGAAUUCCGACGAGAAGGAGGACUGUGAGUGUGCGCCACUACAGGCCGAGACUAGCCCCGCAGAAGGAACACAUAGAGAAUACGAGGAGCCUGAAAUAGAAAACCCAGAAGCAAGCCGAAUGAAGCGAGCAGCUGCCAAACAUCUAAUAGAGCGCUACUACCACCAGUUAACCGAGGGCUGUGGGAAUGAGUCGUGCUCCAACUCAUGGUGUGCCUCAUCAGUCGGUUUCAACCGCAUGGAUAACAACGCAGCGGCCGUCAAAGCGCUGGAGCUCUACAAGGUCAACGCUAAGCUAUGUGACACCCACCCCUCAAAGAAAGUCACUGCCUCAGCCCACCUGGAGAGUAGCGCUCACAGCAACUCAGCCUGCAGCAACAGCCAGUUGAACCAUAAAGUUUCCCACUCGGUCCGGGACAAUUUCAAAGAUGUGAAUUACCUGACAGAAGAGAAAGUGUACGAGAUUUUGGACAUCUGUGGAGAGCAGGAAGAUUACUCGCCUCUGAUCCGGGUAAUAGGCCGGGUGUUCUCCAGUGCUGAGGGCCUGGUGCAGAGCUUCCGGAGAUCCAAACCUCACACCAAGGAGGAGCUCAAGUCCCUUCAAGGUAAGGAUGAGGACAAGGAUGAGGAUGAGAAGGAGGCCGCAGCCUGCUCUGCUACAGCUAUGGAGGAAGACUCCCCUGCCUCCUCUUCAUCAGCCAGGCUCGGCGAGGGCUCCUCAGGGGAAAGCGAAGUCCAAAGGCUGUCCCCUGACGAGCUGUCGGUGGACAUUGACGCUGUGCGGCGGGUCUACGAGCGGCUGCUUUCCAAUGAGAAGAUAGAAGCCGCCUUCCUGAAUGCGCUGGUUUACCUCUCACCCAACGUAGAGUGCGACCUGACGUACCACAACGUGUACUCACGAGACCAAAACUACCUGAACCUGUUUGUUAUAGUGAUGGAGAACAGCAACCUCCACAGCCCCGAGUACCUGGAGAUCGCCCUGCCACAGUUCUGCAAGGCGAUGAGUAAACUCCCCCUGCCAGCCCAGGCCAAGCUGGCAGGCUUGUGGUCGCACUACAGCGCAGAGCAGAUCCGACGCAUGGUGGAGACCUUCCAGCAGCUCAUCACCUACAAGGUGAUCAGUAACGAGUUCAACAGCCGCAACCUGGUCAACGACGACGACGCAGUGGUGGCAUCCACCAAGUGCUUGAAGAUUGUCUACUAUGCAAACGUGCUUGGCGGCGACCUGGACAUGGAGCACAACGAGGACGAGGACGAGGAGCCCAUCCCAGAGUCCAGCGAGCUCACUCUGCAGGAGCUGCUGGGGGAGGAGCGGCGGAACAAGAAGGGCCCCCGGGUGGACCCCCUGGAGACAGAGCUGGGGAUCCGCACCAACGACUGUCGGAAGCCGCUCAUUUCCUUCGAGGAGUUUGUCAACGAGCCUCUGAACGAGGUGCUGGAGAUGGACAAGGACUACACUUUCUUUAAGGUUGAAACUGAAAAUAAGUUCUCCUUUAUGACAUGCCCUUUCAUUCUGAACGCCGUCACAAAGAACCUGGGUCUGUAUUACGACAACCGCAUCCGCAUGUACAGCGAGCGGCGCAUCACUGUGCUCUACAGCCUGGUCCAGGGUCAGCAGCUCAACCCCUAUCUGAGGCUCAAAGUGCGCCGAGACCACAUCAUCGACGACGCGCUGGUCAGGCUGGAAAUGAUAGCAAUGGAGAAUCCUGCAGACUUGAAGAAGCAGCUGUACGUGGAGUUUGAAGGAGAGCAAGGUGUCGAUGAAGGAGGGGUCUCCAAAGAGUUCUUCCAGCUGGUGGUGGAGGAGAUCUUCAACCCAGAUAUCGGCAUGUUCAGAUACGACGAGCACACCAAAAUGUUUUGGUUCAACCCGUCAUCAUAUGAAAAUGAGGGCCAGUACACUCUGAUUGGAAUCGUUCUGGGCCUGGCCAUCUACAACAACUGUAUUCUGGAUGUCCACUUUCCUAUGGUGGUCUACAGGAAGCUGAUGGGAAAGAAAGGAACCUUCAGAGACCUGGCUGUCGCAAACCCGGUUCUGCACCAGAGUCUGAAGGAGCUGAUGGAGUACGAGGGCAGCGUGGAGGAGGACAUGAUGAUCACUUUCCAGAUUUCCCACACAGACCUGUUUGGGAACCCGCUCAUGCAUGAUUUAAGGGAAAAUGGGGACAAGAUUCCAGUCACGAAUGAAAACAGAAAGGAAUUUGUGGCUCAGUAUGCCGAGUACAUGCUGAACAAAAGCGUGGAGAAGCAGUUCAAAGCGUUCAGGAGAGGCUUCCACAUGGUCACCAACGAGUCCCCGCUCAAAUACCUGUUCAGACCGGAGGAGAUCGAGCUCCUCAUCUGUGGAAGCAGGAACCUGGACUUCCUAGCACUUGAAGAAACAACGGAGUACGAUGGCGGUUACAACAAAGAUUCUCGAAUCAUCAAGGAGUUCUGGGAGACGUUGCACUCGUUUGGGGAGGAGCAGAAGCGCUUCUUCCUGCAGUUCACCACAGGCACUGACAGAGCACCUGUGGGGGGGCUGGGCAAACUGAAGAUGAUCAUCGCCAAGAACGGCCCCGACACGGACAGGUUACCGACGUCUCACACUUGCUUUAACGUGCUGCUGCUGCCGGAGUACAGCUGCAGGGAGAAGCUGAAGGAGAGGCUGCUGAAAGCCAUCACCUAUGCCACAAAGGGUUUGGCAAUGCUUCUGAGCGGCCCGCCCAUCCCCCCCGCCCCCCCCGGCUCCAUCACACAGUGAAACGGACUCCUACUCAGCAAGCCCAUGAAACCCUGCACCGCCUUUCCUUAUCAGACUCAACUGAAAAAGUUGAAUCACAAGUAUGAUUUCAAGUCCUUAAAGAACGAGGAGCAAUGGUUCCACUAGAGCUGCUGUGCCUGCAUCAUCUGUCAUCAGUCAUUGUAAGCACAGAGACCUCCUGAUCAAAGUACCCCUCCCCCCCACAUCCACAUUACGUCAAUGUGAAGCAGUGUCCCCGUCUUUUUCUAUGUACAGAGAGGAUCAUUUUCCUUAUUAUUUAUUUUAAGGUUAAAAUGGGUUAUUUUUCAAUGCUAUCUUUAUGUGCAAGUUACCUACUUGGGGAAAGAGGGAGGGUUACUGUUAAACUAUGUCAAUCUGGAACAAUUCAAUCAAUUCAACCCCCGUUAUUGAACAAAUAUAUGUUAAAGUAGACCUGAACUUUCCCCAGUGGACCGAUAACAUGUAGUAGAGUAAUCUUUACCACAAAAUAAGGAGGAUAAAGCUCUCGCAGACCAUUCCACUCACAGCCAUCUGCUACUGUUUCUACCUAACCCAUGUUUGAACAAGGUAAACAUUUAGGUCAUAAUGACACAUUGUGACAAAGCUGUUUUUCUUUUUUUGGUCCCUUUUUUCAUUGGGGGGGGAGGGGGGCACCGCAGGUUAGACUAAAAUCAUGUCAGAGCUGUGUAAGUGCACUUAGACAUUUUCAGAAUGUUUGUUUUUUGGCCACAGGUCGCCAUGAUUGUUUGAAGCGUUUUAUUUCCAUGUCUUCCUGUGUUGACGAUUCUAAAUAAAACAGUAUUUAUAUAUCAGCGCGGUUGGAACUAUGUGCACGUUUUGGAGGAUGUACACGUGUAGACCAGUCACUGAUGAGGAUCUCAGAUACAGACCUGGAGCUCUUCUUGUGCCAAGCUGACCCCAGUACUAUACUCAGUCCAUUGGACCUGUGUCUCUUGCUAUGGUUCCACCUUUCCAUUUAAUACAGCAUCAGCAUCUUCAGUGUGAGAGACCCUUCCUCUGCUGAUCUGAGGUCUCACUGAUGUAUGCUUAUUAGUCUAGUUGCCAGCUCAUAGUCCUAUUGUGAACCUUGAAAUGUUAUGAUAGAAAUGUAUAGUAUGGGUCCCCAGCACAUAGUAACUGCCAGAUGCUAACUUGCAUAUGUUGGGCAAUUUACACAAUUAGCAUACAUUGCGCUAAUUAGCAUUAUAGCCAAUGUGGACAAAAGUUAAAAGGUAUGCUAAUUUAGCGAAUUGCCCGAAUGUGCUGGGGACCACUGCUAUACAUUUCUAACAUAAAACUUUGGGGUACUCAACAUUUCCGGGUUCACUAUGCUGCCAACUAGACUAUAUAGGAGAUGGGGAAACAUUAUUUAAUAGAAACGAUUACAUUUUUGUUUGCUUUUCCUAAUUAGCAUAAAGUCAAGUUGGGCUGGAAGCAGGCAGAACAUUCCCUCUGUAGAAAAAUGAGUCCACCAUAUUUCAGUUUCACAUAUGUAGCAAGGCCAGGCUAACGGCCAUUCUGAUCUCGCUCUGUUCUGAGUUAGCUGAACAUGUCCUGGAUUGUCUUGUUGGCUCUGAUGAUUUCUGUUUGGAUAUGUUGCAUUCAAUGACUACAGGUGUCUAACAAAAUGUGUUUGAUAGCACUUUUACUGUGAAAGCAUCCUCCAAUAGAACAGGCAGAUGUUUUUAUUUCACUUGUUCAGUUGAGUAGGCUUAACCCUUUAAACACCUGUCUACAGACUGUGUACACUGUGCAUUAGGGCAAGCAGCGCAAUGCAUCAGACACCCAAACAUUAUUUACAUGCUUAUUUAAAUCAAAUGGAACUUGUUGCAUUAUGCACAUCCAAUAACAAUGGUGAGUGUAAUACAGUCUGCUUUCAUCUAAAGGACAAACCUGUGUUUUUAUGCAUUUAUUUAAUGACAUCUGAAUUGUUUUCUACCAUUCUUUGCGUCCAGCGCAUCAACCACUUUGUGAACGUCCACUUAUGUCCAAGUCAGAUUAUCAUUUGGAGCUAGUGUCACUACCAGACAUUUUAAUGAUGAACACACCUACAUGUUGUUCAUUGUGAUGGAUUACACCACAUUUCAAGAGUCUGCUUAUAUAUUUUCUUACCAGCUGGAAAUGAAUGCCAACGGUGACCUUGAACAAUGUAUAGAAUACUCCCAAAAAAACUAUAGCAGACAUUUGGACAUCAGAAAUGUAAUGUGUAUACAAAGACAUUUAACAUGUGUUACUUCUAAAUGCUCCAUGACCCCUCAUCCUCAGAAUGGUUAUUAAAUGGACCAGUCGAUGCAUAGAAGCUUUCAAACACACCCAUUAGUCAGUGAAUGCAGCUGGCUCAGGUGUAAUCACUUGACCCACAUAUCAUUAGUGGUUGUAGUAGAGAAGUCCCUCUCUUUAAAGACGCCUUUAAUGUGAGUCCUCCUAGAUCUUUCUCUAGCUGUUUGCUUUAAUGUCCAGUACCAAUCGAGAGUCACCAGAAACAGACAACAUCCACUGUCUGUGAAAACCAGAGAGAUCAACGAGGACAUUCACAUGUUCAGAGCAGAUGCGUCAUGUGUGUAGGUUGUUAGAGGUUCUGAUUUGUGUUUCAGCUGCGGCAGAGCGCCCGGGCCCUUCUCUGUUCCAUUGUUCUUACUUUGUCAUGCUUUCAGCCGGACCUGGGCCAAAUAAAAACUUAGUGUCGAUGUUUUUAACCCCCUUUGGACCGUUUUGUGGAGUGCCUGGUGAUGUGGACACACAUUGGACUGUACUGCAUGUUCGCAGCAGCCUCAACCCUCUUGUGUCGCUUAAAACCAAGAAGGAGGAUUUCCUUCAGCUGAUAUUGAGCCCAGGUCUGGUGUCAGCUGUCCAACAUCACUCUGUUGCUCACGUGGACGUGUGAAAGGUCAACCUGAGUUUGGAAAGGGAAGCUGUUUUCUUCAAUAUAAUUACACUCAAAAGAUACAAACUGAUGAAAGGCUACAUGUAUUCAGUGUUGUGAAAACAUGCUAAAUAAAUAAAUGACAGCUUUUUUCCAACUUGUA